UUAUUAAUUUUAUUUUCCCCUCAAACCUGUGCCUGAAAGUCAGGGAUUUUGGCGGGUUGUGACCCCGGGGAAUUGAAAUUGUCUUGCCAGUUGGGAAGGCAGGCAAGAGUAAACAUGGUGGCAGUGUGCAUUGCAAUUUUAAAGGGACUUGCUACUCAUAAAGAAGGAAGUAAGCUUUACCAUCUGGAUUGGUAGUUGGUUGUUUAAUUAUAGCAUGGGCAUGCGUAAUGGUAUGGGUAUUUUACUUUGAAGUUACAAAUUGAUUAACUAAUUUGUUUGAGAUAAGUUAUAGAAGAUGCAAAAUUGGGGGAUUUAGGCCAAGUUUGGCAUUCUCAAAAAAAGUCAAAAAGUCACUAUUCUAUUUAAGUCACAUCAUCUUAUUUAAGUCACAUCACCUCUCUAUCACAUCACUUCAAACUCAACCCAUAUUUCAUAAAAAGUCAGAAAGUACACUUAUUUAGGACAUCCUAAACAACCUCUUAGUCUCUUGGAUGUAAUUUUUUCAAAGCCUUUAUACUCAAUUAUAUUCACUUAAAAGAAAAUAAGGAGGAAAAAGAGAACUAUAAAAUUUCGUCCAUGUAGUAAUAGAGAUGACAUGGAGAGAAAAAGGGGAAGGAAAUUGGUGGGUUUCUCCCUCUAAACCUUUUAAGAGCCUUUAGUGGAUAUAUGUUUUUGAACUCAUUUGCUCAUUAUGAAGCUAGUGAGUGGUGGUUCUUUUCAUUAUUGUACUUGGAAUUUCAUGUGACGUGUGCAACAAAUUAAAUCUGCUUACUACAUAGGUGCACACAUGCAAUAAAAAAAAAUCCAAUUGUUAAAUCUAUUGGGAACUUGUUCAGAAAGGGGACCUUUAAUUUGUUUUAUACAUGCAUAUAUUGUUUGAUUUGUUUGUAUAUAGCUAAUAUGUGAGGAUGUUUUAUAUGAUGUUGUCCAUUAAACAUUGUACUUUCUAGUAACACUAAUAUUCCCAUUUCAGUAAGAAAAUAAGGUUGUGAUUUGUGAUCCUGUGCGUGAGUGGUUUCUUUUACAAUCCUCCAUUUGGUUAAUGGAUGACCCACGCAACAAUUUGUAAUUUUCUUUGCUUUCUAUGAUAGUGGAACUAGCUGUUGACUCCCAAUCUUCUUUUUGUUAUGCUGAUGUGUACAGUCAUACAAAGACAAGUUUUUGAAUUUGGUUCAAGGUGCUUAUUUAAUCAUUAGGAGCGUGAUUAGAGCAUACUCUAAGCAAAUGAUCAACUCUGGUGUAGUGACUUAAUUGAUGUUUUGCUGAUAGUAUGAUUAUAUUGUGCCGUGCAAUGUUUUGUUAUAUAAUUUGACACUAUUUUGUAAUUUUAUUUUAGCAUAUGUUGGAUGCCAUUUAUGCAUAAUGUGUGCAUUAAGUGGUGCUGUUCUUAGUGGAUCACAAUUUAAGUUAGCUGAUUAUAAUGUUUAUCAUGGUAUCACUGCACAUGGGGAAGGAAGGGAAGGAAGUUAUUCAUUGAUUGUGAUCAGGUCGGUGUCUUGGUUGACAUGUCUAUCAUGUUCUGCUGUGGAUAUUUUUGAUAAUUUGUGCCAAUGGCGGUUGAUCAGAGGAAGAAACGAUUGACCACUGCCAGCGUUACUAGUUUUCAAGAGAAGAGCAGAGAAAAAAGAAAGAAAUUUGGGUUGCUACAAUGUGAUUUAAAUGUGAGAUCCAAUAUUUCUCUCAAGUGGGAUGACAAGAGGAAGAGUGUUGUUGCCAAGAGGGAGCAAAUUAGCUUAAAAUGGAGAGACUUGAUUCCAUUCAUUGAUUAUGUUCCUCAUUGCCACAAUAUAUUGGCAGAUGUUCUUGUUGUUCCUCAUGAAAUUUUUGAGUUGGACAAUUUAAAAGAGGUGCUCUCUUACGAGGUUUGGAAGACUCAUUUAUCUGAAAAUGAGAGACAUUAUCUUAUGCAGUUUCUUCCUAUGGGAGCUGAGAUGCAUCAAGUUGUCCAAGAAUUGUUUGCGGGGGAUAACUUUCACUUUGGAAAUCCUUUUAUCAAAUGGCAAGUGUUGAUAUUUGGUAUUUUUGAGUGGAAAAUAUAUGGCUUAAUUUUGUCAGUUUUUAAAAAAAAAUCAUGAAACUGAUCCAAUUGGAGGAAAUAGAUCCAUGUAACUGAUCCCAAGUAGUUGGGACAAAAAGCUUGUUGAGUUGAGAAUUUUUUAUUUUUUUGGCGCGUACAGUUGGCCCUUUAGUGGUUGUGGGCCAGUGGGCCAGUGAUCCGAUCCUAGACCUGUUCAAAAUUCACUUGUUAAUAUAAUGACUUUGAUA
Camellia sinensis is the source of this 2265-nucleotide messenger RNA. RefSeq lists its product as uncharacterized. Lineage: Eukaryota; Viridiplantae; Streptophyta; Magnoliopsida; Ericales; Theaceae. Gene Ontology annotation, cellular component: Ino80 complex. The record is from RefSeq and is a predicted model, not a curated record.